ACUUUUGCUAAUCCCACGUUUCUUUUUUCCUCCUCACUUCCUGUCUUUUGAAAUUGCCCACUCAUACACCUAUCGUAAUCACUCUCCAAAACUCUGAUCCUUUCAGUCCCAUUCAAAAGCAGCGGAAAAGGCAAAACGAACAUGCCUGAAAACUGUAAAGACUGCGAUCAAUGCCCCACGCAGCCUGCUUCUAGUAUGGCCAUGUCCCGAGGUGUGAUCGCGCCCGAGUGCAGUCUCCCUGGUGCAGACGUCGUCUCUGUUUCAACUCCUUCCUAUGUAUCUCCUCAAACUCAGGCUCAGGAUCAGAAUGAGGUGCAGCCCCGCUUGGAAAUCGGAGCUGGGGAAGCGAAGGUCGAGGGCAUUGAGAACAAGGACGAAGAAGGGACCGGAACUUCUACACCAUCGGCAUCGGCUUCAGCAACGGCGACAACGCUGGCUGGACAAGAAUUCAAAGCCCCAGAUUUAAGAGAGGUGAAGCCUAGUGUGAUUAUCGAGUUUUGUGAUCGAUGCAGGUGGGCUCCACGCGCAACAUGGAUCCAAACCGAGCUAUUCCUCACUUUCCCCAACCCUAUCCUGAGGAGUAUAACCCUAAUGCCGCUUAAUGCUCCUGAAACAGGGGGCAGGUUUAGAGUUUGGGUUGAUGUUGGGAAGGGAAAGGGAGAUGAAUUGGCUUGGGAUCGAAAGACGGAAGGAGGUUUCCCAGAGUUGAAGGUUUUGAAACAGAGGAUAAGGAAUUUGGUGCAGCCUGAUAUGGGUUUGGGACAUUCUGAUGUUCAUGGGAAGAAUGGUGAAGCCAAGUGAAUGCUGUAUAUAGUACGGAGGGCAUAUGUUCGCAUAACUCAGAAUGAUCCGACCGUCUUGUCGUACGUUGUAUUAUUGAAUACUUUAU
Cryptococcus deneoformans JEC21 is the source of this 889-nucleotide messenger RNA. RefSeq names its product Selenoprotein W, putative. The transcript is spliced from 3 exons. Lineage: Eukaryota; Fungi; Basidiomycota; Tremellomycetes; Tremellales; Cryptococcaceae. The record is from RefSeq and is a predicted model, not a curated record. The coding region runs from base 142 to 801 and encodes 219 amino acids.